AAUGCGAAGCUCUGAAGGAUCGCAAAGGUCUUGGUGCUAUUGUUAGAAACCGUUUAUUACAUGAUGGUCUGGUUGUUAUCGUUGGCCAUCCUGGAGGAAGCGAAAUGUACGAGGAAGCAUGCGUUGUUGUCAGCAACCACUCUUGGCGUGAGAUCCUCAAGCAAAGGGAUGAGAAAUGUAAGCGAAGAAAUGAGGAAUUUCGGCAAAGGCAUGAUGCAGAUUUACAGAUUUCUCCUGGCGUGCACAUGACCAAUGAAUAUUUACUACAGUCGGCGAACAGAUAUGAAGAACAAAGAUGUCUUCCAUACGACACAACUCUAUUUUCUGGUGCUAGCGGUUCUCCUGUUUUUGAUCUAAAUGGGAAUAUCGUUGCAAUGCACACGCAGGGAUAUUUACUAGACGUCGAGGGAAGAAAAUGUUCCGUGAUGGAAUUUGGCGUUCAGUUCAAUGCCAUGUGCGAAAAUUUGAGAGAACGGAAUCUUCUUGAACAAUUCUUCCCAAAUUAUGACUUGGAACAUCAUGAAGAGCGAAUGGACAAAG
This is a messenger RNA of Paramuricea clavata, 540 nucleotides long. NCBI's taxonomy places the organism in Eukaryota, Metazoa, Cnidaria, Anthozoa, Malacalcyonacea, Plexauridae. The record is from the annotation of a GenBank genome assembly.